AUGAUGCUUACAAUUGAUGUGAAUGGAACAAAACAAGAUAUUGUUGUUGCUGUACAAAAGAGUGGGUUUUCAUGGGCUUUGAAUCGCGACAAUGGCAAGCUUAGCUGGGUUACGGCAGCUGGACCUGGUGGGUUUGGAGGAGGUGGAACAUGGGGAGCAGCCACUGAUGAAAAAAACGUUUACACUAACAUUGUUAACUCAGAUAACAAGAAUUUCACUCUUAAACCAUCCAACAAGAAUAUUACAACCGGAGGGUGGGUAGCAAUGGAGGUAGGGAAUGGCAAGAUCUUGUGGUCUAUAGCCAACCCAACUAAUGCCACUACUAAUGGUCCUGUUACUGUAGCCAAUGGCAUCAUCUUUGUAGGAUCCACGGAUAUAGAAGGCUUUAUCUAUGCAAUAAAUGGCAAUACUGGUGACAUUGUGUGGUCGUAUAAGACUGGAUCCACUGUUUUUGGUGGAAUGUCAGUAAGUGAUGGGUGCAUAUAUUUAGGAAAUGGAUAUAAAAUAGGUUUUGGAUUAUUAACUGGAAAUUAUACUGCUGGAACUUCGCUCUAUGCAUUUUGUGUCUAA
This is a messenger RNA of Abrus precatorius (Indian licorice), 570 nucleotides long. RefSeq names its product polyvinylalcohol dehydrogenase-like. The transcript is spliced from 2 exons. Lineage: Eukaryota; Viridiplantae; Streptophyta; Magnoliopsida; Fabales; Fabaceae. The record is from RefSeq and is a predicted model, not a curated record. The coding region runs from base 1 to 570 and encodes 189 amino acids.